UUGGUCAGUAGCGGUUGCUUAGCAACUGCGUCUGCUUUCAGUAAUAAAGAUUUGGGUGGACUGCGUGUGCAAUUGUGCAUUAUGUUUAUAAGAAAGUGUGUACCUUCCUUCGUUUUCGCGAUUCUUAGCUUUGUUUCAGCGUUUGCUGUCGAGAUCGACGAAAAUGGGUACAUUCUUUAUUGUCCGUGCAUGGGUAGAUUCGGCAACCAGGCUGACCAUUUCUUAGGAGCUUUAGGUUUUGCGAAAGGUCUGAAUAGGACUCUUGCACUACCACCAUGGGUUGAAUACCGGUACGGAGCACCGCGGUCGAUACAGGUUCCAUUUGACACAUACUUUGAAGUGGAGCCUCUGCGCAAAUAUCACAGAGUUAUAACCAUGGAAGAAUUUAUGGACAAACUUGCACCUAAGAUCUGGCCUCCAGAGAAGAGAACAGUGUUUUGCUACUCUCAAAGAGGAAACAAUGUUGGAUGUAAUGCAAAGGAAGGAAAUCCCUUUGGACCAUUUUGGGAUACCUUUGGUGUUGAUUUUGUUGCCUCACAGUAUUAUGGACCACUGCAUUUUGAUGUCUACCAUCAUGAUAUGGCAAAUUCCUGGAACACGAAGUUCCCACCAAAAAAAUGGCCAGUGAUGGCAUUCAUGGGGGCACCAGCCAGUUUUCCAAUUCAGAAAGAAAACCGAGAGCUCCACCAAUAUUUGUUCUGGAAUGAAAGAGUUUUGAAUAAAGCCAAAAGGUUCAUUAAGAAUGUCCUUCCAAGAGGAGGGUUCAUUGGAAUUCAUUUAAGAAAUGGUGUUGACUGGGGUAAUGCAUGUAAACAUGUUAAACACAGUCCCAAGCUAUUUGCAGCCCCACAGUGUCUUGGGUACAAUAAUGAAAGAGGAGUGGCUACAAAUGAAAUGUGCAUGCCAUCAACAGAAACUGUCAUUAGACAGCUUAAAAGAGUAAUCCGAGGAAUGAAGGAUGUAGCAUCAGUAUUUGUGGCUUCAGAUAGUAAUCACAUGUUGCCUGAACUACGAACAGCAUUGAAGAGGAUGGAGAUUGAAGUUCAUAAACUGGAACCACCAAAUCCUCAUGUGGAGCUGGCAAUACUUGGACUUUCGAACCAUUUCAUUGCCAAUUGUAUUUCAUCAUUUUCAUCGUUUGCAAAGCGUGAACGAGAUGCUCGUGGUUAUCCUUCAUCAUUUUGGGCAUUUCCACCAGAACGAUCUCGCAAUGCUAGUAAAGGACAUGAUGAGUUAUAAGGAAUCAGACAGGUGGUCACUGAUAAGUGUUUCAAUUUGUUCUUGAUUGCCAGGUUUUACAGUAAUACAGGAUGACGACAAACAUUAGGUGAUGGACGCAAAUGUUCAGUCAUUUCCUUGUAUCAUUUGAAAUACAAUAAGAGGACAAAAAAAAUGCUUGAUGAUAAAAAUUUGCAUCCAGUCAUCUAAAAACUCACAUCAAGGAUAGAAAUAGUGAUGCUGCUGUUAAGUCUCGUGUAUGUGUUUCCACCAGAAAUUACCAUGACUGUAAGUUCUGUAUUUGUUAUACUCUUCCAAGAAAGAUGUUUCAUAUUAACGUGUUAUUCUCACAACAGUACAGUGUGUUGUCACAGAAUCACAAUUGUUUUUGUGAUUAUGUAUUAAGUGUUUCAGAGAGAGAGAGAGAGAGAGAGAGAGAGAGAGAGAGAGG
Molecule: messenger RNA, 1669 nt
Organism: Schistocerca cancellata (South American locust)
Lineage: Eukaryota; Metazoa; Arthropoda; Insecta; Orthoptera; Acrididae
Product: GDP-fucose protein O-fucosyltransferase 1
Exons: 7
Coding region: 82-1239 (385 amino acids)
Biological process (GO): protein O-linked glycosylation via fucose; Notch signaling pathway
Molecular function (GO): peptide-O-fucosyltransferase activity
Source: RefSeq, a predicted model, not a curated record